AUGACAGUCUACCUCCCUUUUAGGCUUUUCAGUGCAGAGAACCUUAAGGUGUGGAUACAGCAAAAACGCAGUGGCACAGACACAGUCAGUGGGAUAUUGUUAACCAUCAGUGGGAUGCUGCAUGUGAAGGAAGGAGAGAAGGAAGGCUGGCAGCAGGGAGGCAGGUCUGGGUGCAGAACCCCCCUCCCCCCAACUUCAUCCCCAGGGAAAGAAGACUCUGCAGCAGAGGAGAAAGAGGAUCCAGGGCUGCCUUUCCUUCCAGAACCAGGACACAUCAGUAUAGACGAAUUUGUUUCAAAUAAUUCCUGCCAUCAUUGGAUAUAUCUAAGCCAGAGCUGCUUGGAACAACUUUCCCUCUACAACAGCGUAACUAAGGACCGUAAGACAAUGUGGUUGAAUAAAGGCGUACAGUGUGCUGUGGAGACUGGUUUCAACUAUUCCAGCCGGCUUAAUUUCAAGAGCCGGGAAGAGCUGCAGAAGAACCUGCAGGAUCUCUGUACAAUAACAACUCCACUUUCAGGCAGCAUAUGUGAAAAUUCCUCCUCCUUUUCAGCCGCCCUCUUGGGAACUGUGUCCAUCUUUCUUACCUGUGGGGUCCUGCUGAGUUUCUUCUUUCUCAUCUUCACAAUUCACUUCAGAAAUAAUAGGAUAGUGAAGAUGUCCAGUCCCAACCUCAAUGUGGUGACUCUCCUGGGCAGUGGCUUGACUUACGGCAGCACUUGCCUUUUGGCAAUUGAAAAGCAGACUUCAAUCACCAAACACUCCAUGGAGAUGCUUUUUCAGGCACGACUCUGCCUAUUGUGUAUAGGCAGUUCCCUAGCUUUUGGUCCCAUCCUAGGAAAAAGCUGGCGGUUGUACAAAGUAUUCACUCAGCAGGUUCCAGAGAGGAGAGUGAUUAUCAAAGAUUUUCAACUGCUGGUGAUGGUAUCAGUGUUAGUACUGGUUGAUGUUAUCCUACUUUUGAUCUGGAUUCUCUUGGACCCAGUUCAGUGUCUCCAAGGCAUCAAUGUAGAGCUGCAGGUGACGGAGAAAGGCUUGGCUUGCACAAUGCACCAAGGGCACUUCUGUACCUCUCUGUACUCUGACUUUUGGCUCCUUCUCUUUCUGGGAUUCAAGUGUAGCCUGUUGAUAUAUGGAGCGUAUCUUGCUGGGCUAACAAAUGAUCUCAGUUGUCCGCCAGUCAAUCAGUCCCUGACCCUCAUCAUUGCAAUAGCUCUUAUUUUUCUCUCGACUGGACUUUUGCUGGUGGUGCAUCGUUUUUUCCACUUGUGGCACAAUCUGGUUUUUGGAUUUACCUCGGGAGGCAUCUUGGUUUGCACAUCUACAAUAAACUGCUUGAUCUUUAUUCCACAGAUUAGACAAUGGAAAGCUUUUGAAAAACAUAAAGAUGAUGCUAGCCACAUGGCCAAAUAUUUUACCAGCUCCAGUAAGAUCUUCCAGUCUACCAUGUACAGUGAUGAAGAGAUCUACCAGCUGCUGGGAGAGAAAAAAUCCAUGAUACAACAGCUUGCUGAGAAAAAUACAGCAAUUGCUUGUCUUCAAGAGGAAGUCAACAAUGCUAAGGAGAAGCUGAUGAGGCUUGUGGCUGUAGAGGAUGACAGUGUUGUUGAUUCUCCAUUUCCUUCUUUGCCACAAUUACUGAAGGCUCACUCUGCAACUAAUUGUUCUUCCAUGGGAGCUGAAAAUCAGCUGAGAGAUACUUUUUUACCUGGACAGGAGUUGAAGGCUUGGCAGUUUCCCUGGCUCUCAAACUCACAGUGCGGACCAGGAUUCUGUACUAAAAAAGAUUGCACUGAUUAUCACAAACCUACACCUCAACAGGUACCAUUAGACAUUACUGCUAGGUGCAGAUUAAUGAAUGAUUACAAGAAGACUGGCGAUGAUUUCAGUCCUAAAGAUGACGAAGACCAGCGGCUCUGCCACUGCACCAACACAUUUUGUAUAGAUGCUAUUCAAGAAUCAUCCAGACUCUCAACUCCAACUGAGGAAGCAAAGCAAGGGAGGUCUGCACCUGCACUUUUGAAUCAGCUCCCAGAAAUCACCCAUGGAAGAAGCAAAAAUCUUCAAGGAACCUUACAAGAUCUGAGCAUGAACUAUAUUACCGGUACCCAAAUGUCUUCCAGGGUAUCUAAUGAAAGUGUGGAGUGUGACAUGAACAUAAAAUGUCAACCACACGAUAUUCAGGCAGACAUCAUGAAACUUAGUCCUUAUGAGACAAGACAGGGGGAGAAAUGUCCCAUUCCCCUCAAGAGUUUGCAUACUGUGGACAAAACAACCAGCAGAAUGCAAACAGGUGACAUAGGUUCAUCUCAUGCAGUGGUAAGUGACAACAAGGAUGGGAUACCACUAAAGAUGGGAUACCCCCAAGUAUACUUGCAUCAUCUGCCUUCUUUGUCAGCAUCAGUGGGUAAGAAAACGCUUCAGGACAAUGCUAAAACUCUACUUUAUCUGGGCAGCAUCAGGAACCUGCAUCAGUAUCAUCAGAAGGAUUUUUUGAUGCACACAUUACAAGGCCCUGGCUCUGAUGCCAGCAGUAGCUCCUCUGGAGCUGAUCCUCUCGACUUCCAUCACAGACACUGCUGCGAAUUUUGCCACUGCAAACUGUCUUCCUCUAGCGACAGCUACAUCACGGAUACAGACUUGGAACUUGGUAUGGCCCAAGGCUCUUUUGUAAAAUGUUCUGACAAGUCUCAGCCUAUUGUGAAUUUCAAUGAGGAUUUGGAGCCCACCUAUGUGUAAAAGGUAGGACUGAACACAACCACUUCCUGCAUAGGCAGGAAUGGCAGUCUAGGUGGAUAAUAAUGGAAAAACCCUUCACAAUUAAAAUGUGGAGACAAACUUGCUUGGUUCAGCUAUCUGAGAAGUGGGUUGUUUUCUGGAACAGGGAAAAACGGAGACGGGAUCACAGAUUUUAUGAAAGUUUUGUGACUUAAUGCAUCCCUCUCACUCACAAAGUGCAUUGCAUUGCAUCUCUCCCAUGAAUUCAGCGGAUUUAUCACAAGGGCAAAAAUCUAUGUGGUCCUUCUUCCAGGUUUAACAGAAAUGGGGUAAAAAGUCUGUAGUACACUGGUUUCUAUGGUACUUGCAGGACAUUUAUAACAUUUGCAUUUUUGUCAUAAUAAAAACAAUUGUAUUCUUGUUGGGAAGAUGGAAAGCAUGUUUAUAGGGGAAAGAGUGAAUAAUUCUAGCAGAUUGUUCUGUUGUGAAGUGUAUAGUGAUUAUGUGUAAUACCAACACCAAAAUGACAUUGGAUUUUGCAAGACUGACCUUAUCUGUGAUAAGCAAAAUAUUACUAAAGAUGCAUU
This is a messenger RNA of Sceloporus undulatus (fence lizard), 3305 nucleotides long. RefSeq names its product G protein-coupled receptor 156 (gene GPR156). Gene Ontology annotation, biological process: gamma-aminobutyric acid signaling pathway; G protein-coupled receptor signaling pathway. Gene Ontology annotation, cellular component: G protein-coupled receptor heterodimeric complex; membrane. Lineage: Eukaryota; Metazoa; Chordata; Lepidosauria; Squamata; Phrynosomatidae. Gene Ontology annotation, molecular function: G protein-coupled GABA receptor activity. The record is from RefSeq and is a predicted model, not a curated record.